UUAAUUUUUGGACUAUUUACUCAUACAAUACCAAUAAUAUAUAUCAGAUAUAUUUCACUAUCAAACUCUUCUCCUAGCUAACUCAGUGGUUUCCAGAGUUAACUUACAGAAGACUUGCGUUAUCGAUCUACAGAUCCUCAGGCCAGAGACCUAAAGUACUGCUUCUUGAUUAGAUAUCAAUUAGGGUCAGCUGAAGCCGAAUUCAUACAUGAAGUUUAUGUCUACUCUAAUAAAUCAAUGGUGUGAUAAGGAAGAUGAUAAACAGUUCAAGGGGAAAAAAUGUGCGAGCCAAGCAAGAAGAAGCUGAAACCAAUGACAUCAAAUCAUCGAGUACCACUAUCACAUCUAGUUCAAGGCAGUGGGCUGGAUUUAAAAAUCCAAGAAUCGUACGUGUUUCACGUUCUUUUGGAGGGAAAGACAGGCAUAGCAAAGUGUGCACCAUAAGGGGUCUAAGAGACAGAAGGAUUAGACUUUCAGUGCCUUCUGCAAUUCAGCUGUAUGAUCUACAAGACAGGCUCGGACUCAAUCAACCAAGCAAAGUUGUCGAUUGGCUUCUUGAUGUCACGAAAGAUGAUAUUGACAAACUUCCACCACUUCAGAUGCCACCGGGAGACUUUACUCAGUUCUAUCAGCAAACCCUAGCUCCUCAUCACGAGCUGAUCAAUAGUAUCCCUCCGUCUUCUCUCUCUCCCUUUUUUAGUACGAAUUCAGAAUUCGUGAAAGAUGGGGGAAAUCAAGUAUUUGGCAAAGAAGAACUCAGAAUCAAUGACAGUAAUGAGGAUGGUCAAAGCAAUACCACAAGAAAGUCGAAAUACUGGCCUAAUUUGGAUACUGAUUCAAGAGCAAAAAACAAAGAGAUUGAAGGAGAAAAUAUCAACAAGUGGAAUGUUCCAGCAAACAUGCAAGAAACUGAAGGUGGUCAUAAUAGUGUAAGCUACAACCCACAACUUUCAGCUCAAAAUUUUCUCCCAUUGGUCAAUCAAUUUCCCUUUCCGAGCCUCAUAAGCAACACCAUGGCGGCGUACAAUUGGGAGCCUCCAAGUUUAUCUCUAUCCCAAUUCGGAACUCAAGUGUUUCCUUCACAAGUUCAUUCCCAAGGCUCCACUCCUUCAGGUUCAUUACCUCCUGUGGCUCAUCCAACUCCAUCUCAACUUAUCUUCUAUCCACCGCCAACGCCACUAUUCUCCCCUCAGUAUCCUUCUUUCACAAGUACUUCUUCGAUGGAGAAUGAUCCGAGACAUGCUAACCACUUCCCGUUCCUUAGCUCAGGUACACAGAAUAUUGCCCCUAGUUCUGUUGUGUCACCUUUUCGAUUCAUCAAUCCUUUCAAUAUUAAUACAAAGGAGAAUUCGCAAAACAAUGACGAUACAGCCAAGUAAGGUGCACACUGCUUAUACUAAAUUGUUUCUUAAAACUACAUGUAGCUAUUAUGAGUAAUUCUAUAUUACUGCUACAUACAUUCUUCGAACUGUGGAUGAUCGCCUCUCGAUCAACACCGGAUAGACACUAUAUACCUUCCUACAUAAUAUCUGUAUGAGUGUUUCUGUUUUUUUUUAUUUUUAUUUUGUGUGUGUGAGUGUGUGCAUCCAGAAGACACUUUGCUGCAUUGGUGUGAAGUAUACAGAAGACACUUCUACAUUGUAUGACUAUACGAACUAGCCUAGUUAUGCAGAGGGCGCGCGAAUUCAAACAUGUAAGUUGUGAACUUAAUUACAGUAUAUACCUCCUUCCAUAUUA
This is a messenger RNA of Daucus carota subsp. sativus, 1737 nucleotides long. Its product is annotated as transcription factor TCP5. Bases 255 to 1379 code for a protein of 374 amino acids. Gene Ontology annotation, molecular function: sequence-specific DNA binding; DNA-binding transcription factor activity. Lineage: Eukaryota; Viridiplantae; Streptophyta; Magnoliopsida; Apiales; Apiaceae. The transcript is spliced from 2 exons. Gene Ontology annotation, cellular component: nucleus. Gene Ontology annotation, biological process: regulation of secondary shoot formation. The record is from RefSeq and is a predicted model, not a curated record.